AUGGCAAACAACGCCCCAACAGACCCGUCGCCUACCUCUAAAGCUGACAUCGCGGAUGUGCCUACCAUAUCCCAUGCCGAGAGCAGCCAAGUACACUCCAAAUGGAAGUCUGCCAAGGUCGCCGAUGGCGACACAGCCAUGACGCUGUUUGAUGACCCCGACGAACUUCAUGAAGAAAUCGAUCCCGUCGAGGCAAGAAAGCUGCUGUGGAAGAUUGACUUUAUGAUUCUUCCUUACCUCGCUGUCUGUUACGCCUUUUUCUACAUCGAUAAAACAACGUUGAGCUAUGCCGCUAUCUUCGGCAUCCGCGAUGACUUGCAUUUGCAUGGAACUCAGUACAACUGGCUGAGUAGUAUUUUCUAUUUCGGUUUCUUGGCUUGGGCAUUCCCCACUAACUUUCUGAUGCAACGGCUUCCAAUUGGCAAAUACUUGGGGGCCAACAUCUUCAUGUGGGGUGUCUUUCUUAUGAUCCAAGCAGCAUGCAACAGUUUCGAGACACUCGCAGUCCUCCGAGCCCUUGGUGGAGCCGCCGAAGCUUGCUCCGAUCCAGCUUUCAUGCUCAUCACAAGCAUGUGGUACACUCGGCGCGAACAACCCGUCCGUAUCGGGUUGUGGUAUACUGCCAAUGGGAUUGGUAUUGCUCUUGGCGGACUUCUGGGGUACGGCAUAGGUCACAUUCGAGGUGCCUUGCCUUCCUGGAAAUACGAAUUCAUCGUCAUUGGAGCACUAUGCGCAACUUGGGGAAUUAUCAUGUUUAUCUUCCUCCCUGAUUCGCCAGUCAACGCCCCUGGUCUCACGAAGAGGGAGCGCCGUAUUGCGGUCGAUCGUAUCAGAGAGAACCAGACGGGUGUGGAAAACAAGCAUCUGAAGCCAUAUCAAAUUAUUGAGGCCUUCAAGGACUACAAACUCUACAUGUUCUUUAUUUUGGGUGUAGUGUGCAACGUCCCAAAUGGCGGUAUUUCGAAUUUCGGAACCAUUAUUAUCAAGGGUUUCGGUUUCUCUACACUAGUGACAAGUCUUAUGCAGAUCCCGUACGGUGUUUUGAUUGCACUUUCAAUUCUGACAUGUGUCUACCUCAAUGAUCGCUUCGAGAAUCGCCGAUGCGUAUUCGUUCUAAUUUUCCUGAUCCCGAAUCUCGUCGGCGCCUUUGGUCUUCGCUUCUUCCCCACUCAUCACGGCGUUGGUCGACUUAUUUGCUAUUACCUGACAGGCCCUUACAAUGCUGCUUUCGUCCUAAUUCUCAGUAUGCAGAUCGCAAACACUGCAGGGCACACAAAGAAGGUAGUCACCAACGCGGUUCUGUUCCUGGGUUACUGCACUGGAAACAUUGCUGGUCCAUUUUUCUAUAAGACUGAUCAAUCACCGACAUAUCCUCUUGGCAUUUGGUCUAUGAUUGUCUCACAUUUAAUCGAAGCGGUGCUUAUUACCAUUCUCGGACUCCUUCUGCGGUGGGAGAAUAAAAAACGUGACCGAAUCCAAUCUCAAAUGCCAGGGGGCCUCGAGGGUCGCGAUCUAGACUCAACUGCAUUCCUUGACUUAACUGACCGUGAGAACCUGAAUUUCCGGUACAUCUAUUGA
Molecule: messenger RNA, 1578 nt
Organism: Penicillium subrubescens
Lineage: Eukaryota; Fungi; Ascomycota; Eurotiomycetes; Eurotiales; Aspergillaceae
Product: putative MFS allantoate transporter
Exons: 9
Coding region: 1-1578 (525 amino acids)
Biological process (GO): transmembrane transport
Cellular component (GO): membrane
Molecular function (GO): transmembrane transporter activity
Source: RefSeq, a predicted model, not a curated record